Messenger RNA from Heterocephalus glaber (naked mole-rat), 939 nucleotides. Lineage: Eukaryota; Metazoa; Chordata; Mammalia; Rodentia; Bathyergidae. The record is from RefSeq and is a predicted model, not a curated record.
UCAAGCAACAUGGAAAGACAUAAUCUCACACAUGUCUCAGUGUUCUACCUCAUGCACUUCUCAGAGGAUCCAGACCUGCAGCCCAUCCUCUUUGGACUGAUCCUGUCCAUGUACUUGGUCACAGUGCUCGGGAACUUCCUCAUCAUCCUGGCUGUCACCUCUGACUCCCACCUGCAUAACCCCAUGUACUUCUUCCUCUCCAACCUGUCCUUGGCUGACAUUUGUUUCAUUUCCUCUACAGUCCCAAAGUUAAUUGUGGACAUCCUAACUCACAGGAGAGACAUCUCCUACAUGGGCUGCCUGACACAGAUGUCUCUUUUUUUUCUUUUUGGAUGUAUGGAUGACAUGCUUCUGACUGUGAUGGCCUAUGACCGUUUUGUGGCCAUCUGCCACCCCCUGCAUUAUGCAGUCAUUAUGAACCCUCACCGUUGUGUUUUAUUACUUUUGUUGUCAGUCUUUUUCAGCUUUUUGGAUUCCCAGGCUCACAAUUUAAUUGCCUUACAAAUUACCUGUUUCAAAGAUGUGGAAAUUGCUAGUUUCUUUUGUGACCCUUCUCAACUCCUGGACCUUUCAUGUUCUGAUGCCUUAGUCAAAAGCAUAGUCACAUAUAUGCUUGUUAUCCUAUUUGGUUUCUUUCCCAUGUCGGGGAUCAUUUUCUCCUACUAUAAAAUUGUUUCUGUCCUUCUGAAAAUCCCAUCCUCUGGCGGCAGGUACAAAGCCUUUUCUACUUGUGGUUCUCACCUGUCAAGUGUUUGUUUAUUUUAUGGAACAAGCAUUGGAACGUAUUUAGGUUCAAUUGCAUCAUAUACUCCCAGCAAGGGCAUGGUGGCCUCACUGAUGUACACUGUGGUCACCCCUUUGCUGAACCCCUUCAUCUACAGCCUGAGGAACAAGGACAUUCUUAGCAGCCUGAAGAGGCUCCCUUUUUGGAAAAUCUAA